Penicillium atrosanguineum is the source of this 954-nucleotide messenger RNA. RefSeq lists its product as uncharacterized. The transcript has a single exon. Bases 1 to 954 code for a protein of 317 amino acids. Lineage: Eukaryota; Fungi; Ascomycota; Eurotiomycetes; Eurotiales; Aspergillaceae. The record is from RefSeq and is a predicted model, not a curated record.
AUGUCCUGUCUCUCUCAGCCCAGUGACCACCAUAUCAGCACGCGGCCGAAACUCACUUUACAAACAACGUCUCUCCCGCGCACCUUCGGCAGUUCCACAACCGGCCUCUCUCUCUCCUUCGCUGCAGCAGGCGCAUCGCCAACAGUGCGCAAUACCUUCAUAAACGCCUACGAUGUCGCCUCUCCAUCUUCUGCAACGGCUUCUCCCUCCAAGAUAACUGCACCCGCAUCCACAAUAACAUCCACAUCCACAUCAUCCACAUCCAACCACCGCUUCAACAACAGCAAACCCAUCUCUCCCUACAUCCACCACCCUCCUACAAACCACCCCUUCAGCUACCGCCCUUAUCAAAUUCCUCUAGGAGUGCGCAGCAUCCUCCGCAACUCCCCGCUGGAACCAUCCCGCCUUCGCUCAGGCUCCAUAUCCGCAGGCACCAGCGGGCCCUCAGGCUCACGCCGGGUCUUCUUCCCUGCCAAGAAGACAGUCAGCUACCGGUACCCACUCGAAGAGGAGAUUCACACCGAACAAUACACGGCGCAGCAUCUAGAUCUUCUAGGGGAGGCUGUGCUCCAGGCACCCGCGCCCGUACCCGUACCCGCACCUGUGUCCGACUCCAUAGACUCGGACUCGGAUUCGGGCUGUGCAUCCCUUUCUGAAACUAGUACCUCGGACGAAGGCAGCGCCGACGAAACGGGAGUCCGAGGCACCUCACUUUCUAAGAUCGAGCGCAAGAAACGUCGCUCGAUGGGCGUUGAGCGUCAGGUGCGAGCGGUGGCUUUGCUGGAUGGGCUGGAAUCGGAUUAUAGUUCUACGCCGCAGACGCCGAGACAGGGGCGGGCGAAAAGGAGACGAGAGUGGAAGUGGACUCUUGGCCCGUUGGGGCCGGAGGACCAGAAUGUAAAGGACUCGUCGCUGCCUACGGACGACAAAGCGGAGCCGCAAUCUGGCCCGUGA